Molecule: messenger RNA, 1500 nt
Organism: Daldinia childiae
Lineage: Eukaryota; Fungi; Ascomycota; Sordariomycetes; Xylariales; Hypoxylaceae
Product: Rab proteins geranylgeranyltransferase component A
Exons: 3
Coding region: 1-1500 (499 amino acids)
Biological process (GO): vesicle-mediated transport; small GTPase-mediated signal transduction; protein geranylgeranylation
Cellular component (GO): nucleus; cytoplasm; cytosol
Molecular function (GO): GDP-dissociation inhibitor activity
Source: RefSeq, a predicted model, not a curated record
AUGGAAUCCUUAGGAGACGAGCCAUGGGACGUAGUGAUCUGCGGCACGGGACUGCAGCAGUCGCUACUGGCUCUAGCUCUCUCGCGGUCGAACAAACGCAUAUUACACGUUGACCCGAAUGACUAUUACGGCGAGCAUGAAGCUGCUUUUAGUCUACAAGAGGCGGAUGCUUGGGCUGCUACACAUGGUGAAGAACAUGCAACAACAGGGAAACAGCCUAUCUUCAAGAAUGCCAAAGCGUGGAAACAUGCAGAUGCGACAGAUCUAGGCCUAUCCUUCCCUCGAGCAUACUCACUAGCACUAGCACCCCAAAUCAUUCACACCCGCUCCAAGCUUCUAGAGCAGCUCGUGUCGUCUCGGGCAUACAGGCAAGUCGAGUUCCUCGCAGUCGGCUCGUUCUUCGUCUUCGAUGCAGAAGCAAACGAGCCCAAUUCGAAGCUAGCCCGAAUUCCCAGUAGCCGAGAAGAUGUAUUCGCUACACAAGCUAUACCGGUCAAGUCCAAACGGUCCUUGAUGAAGUUUCUCAAAUUCGUCAUCGACUACGACUCUGAGGAGCAGAAGGCUGUCUGGCAGGGCCAGGAAGAAAAAUUGCUACCGGAAUUCCUGGCUAGUGAAUUCAAACUAAGCGAGGAUCUGCAGAAGUAUAUCCUCGCUUUGACUCUGACGCUGGAUGGCCGCAUUACGGUGGCGGAUGGCCUGACUACAAUUAAUCGUCACCUUACCUCUAUGGGUCUAUUCGGUCCCGGCUUCUGCGCUGUAUAUCCCAAAUGGGGCGGCUCCUCGGAGGUUGCACAGGUGGCGUGUCGUGCAGGAGCGGUAGGUGGUGGCAUUUACAUGCUUGAUACCAAAGCAAAGGUUAGUGAUAGCUCAGAUGGCCACGAGAUCUCGCUUGAGUUGUCAAAUGGAAUAUCAGUCCGCACGACGAAGCUGGUCACCUCACAACAGGACGCUCUUCCUGGUGCACAAACCAUCACGCGGCUCAUCGCUGUAGUCAACUCGCCCCUCAAAUCCUUGUUUGAGAUUGUGGUAGAAGGCGCCCCGACCCCAGUUGUCGCUGUAGUAACCUUCCCAGGCUCAACAAAAGAUGACAGCCCAAUCUACAUAUUUGUGCAUUCCAAUGAAACAGGCGAAUGUCCCGCCGGUCAAAGCGUAAUAUACUUGACUACUCUAGCAAGUCCUCAAUCGGCACAGCGGCUCGAGUCAGCUCUAAGCGAUCUUCUGACCGCUGCUUCUCCCGAGGGAAGUCCAAUCCCUGUAUGUUUGUAUAAGCUACAGUAUGAGCAAUCCCUCAGCACGCGAGAGUCCUUAAGCGUAACCCGCGAGGAAACUCGCACCUUCGCGUUCCCAUCACCACCUCUAAACCUUUCUUUCGACGACGGUUGUCUAGGCCCAGUUAAAGAUGCCUGGAAAUUAGUUAUGGGCGAUACCGUCUCGGGAGACGAGUACAUGGUGUUCGAAGACCGCGAGGGUGUAGGCGAUGAUGAAGAGGUUUACGAUUAG